This is a messenger RNA of Tribolium castaneum (red flour beetle), 1336 nucleotides long. RefSeq names its product escargot. The transcript is spliced from 2 exons. Gene Ontology annotation, molecular function: DNA-binding transcription factor activity, RNA polymerase II-specific; RNA polymerase II cis-regulatory region sequence-specific DNA binding. The record is from RefSeq and is a predicted model, not a curated record. Gene Ontology annotation, biological process: regulation of DNA-templated transcription. NCBI's taxonomy places the organism in Eukaryota, Metazoa, Arthropoda, Insecta, Coleoptera, Tenebrionidae. Bases 89 to 1087 code for a protein of 332 amino acids.
UAAAACUCGAGCUUUGCUCAGAAUCGACUCAAACUCGCUCGAAUGUUCAUGUGUUGUGCCAGUGACUCGCUUGGAUUAUUGUGAAGUGAUGUUGGAUAUGCCCGGAACCAUCAUGGCCAAAAACUACUCGCAUUGCCCGCUCAAGAAACGACCCGUGCAAAUGCUGGAGGACAUCCCUGACGAACCGGAAAAUCUCAGCACGAAACCGGAAGAUUUGUCCCGGACCGGCCGUCUGGCCUCAGUCUCGCCUUCCUCCCUAUCUCCGGUCUCCCCGAACUCGUCAGUGAAAACCUCGCCGCCCCCAUCGCCCCCAAUGCGCUCGCCGUCCCCUCACUACUACCCCCCGAAAACCGAGAUCUUGCCAUACCAGGAAUACGCCCCCCAGACCUGGCACCGCAGCGUCGCCCCUUUGUACCCUCCAGUGUACCACCCCUUCGUGGACUACAUGGGGAUGAGCCCCACGUACAGCGAAAGCUCGCUCUCGCCGCCGCACCACCACGUCCAGCAGCCCCUGCAGCCCCUAGCCUUGCGCCCUUAUCAGCUCGACCAAGCCUCCCUGAGCCCCAGUUCUUGGACGACUUCGCCGCCCCCCAACACCACCCCCGAGGACCUGUCGGAGAAGCGCCGCCAGGGUGUGCGCCACCAGUGCCCCGACUGUGGCAAAAGCUACUCCACUUUCUCCGGGCUUUCCAAGCACCGUCAGUUCCACUGCGCUGCCGGUGAAGGCCCGAAGAAGUCCUUCAGUUGCAAAUUCUGUGAGAAAGUUUACGUUUCUUUGGGCGCCCUCAAGAUGCACAUCAGGACCCACACGUUGCCCUGCAAGUGCACCAUCUGCGGGAAGGCCUUCUCCAGGCCGUGGCUGCUCCAAGGGCACAUUAGGACGCACACGGGCGAGAAACCCUUCUCUUGCACUUAUUGUAAUCGGGCGUUUGCCGACCGGUCCAACUUGAGAGCGCAUCUUCAGACACAUUCCGAUGUGAAGAAGUAUUCGUGUCCCACCUGCAGUAAAACCUUCUCGAGGAUGAGUCUGCUGACGAAGCAUGCGGAAGGCGGCUGCAGCGGCGUGCACCAGGAGAAGAUGUACUAGUUCUGUCAGGACUUGAGGUUCCUUUUUUUGACAGUAUUUUCGUAAAUAGUGCCUUUUUCGAAGACUGACAGUUUGGAAAUGUUAUGUACAAAGUAAUUCCUACCAUGUAUAUAGUAAGUUAAGAAAUUUAAUAUAUUUUUGUAAAUACACAGACGGCUCGGAUGAGUCGCGUUCUAUACUCUAGUCAAUACGUUAUUCUUAUGCCAUUGUAUAGUGCCUUACUUAGUCUUAUUGAACCUAUAUUGCAGA